AUGCUGUCCUCGCGCAUUUUGACCCGGCGCCUGCCACAGGUUGCUGCUCGAUUCAACGCCCCCCGCGCCCCGUUCUCGCAAGUCCGAAGCCUUGCAGCUGCUGAGCUUGACGAUCCUUUGCAGAACGGUGGCUACCAGAAUCCUCCCCGCCAGAAGCGUGCUUUCAGAGAUCCCUACGGCGACUGGUGGGACAAGCAGGAGAAGAGGAACUUUGGCGAGCCUGUUCACGAAGAGAACGAAAUUUUAGGUGUCUUCAGUCCCGAGCAAUACACCCAUGUCACAUCCCGCAAGGCCUUGUUCCAAAUCGGAGCCUUUGUCGUAACCUUCCUGGGAUUCUGCGGUGUUGUGAGCCUUUACUACCCUGACAAGCCGAGUGCUCCCAGAACCUUCCCAGGCGGCUUGGAGAAGGAGCUUGGAGGCGCGCAUGCCCUUCCGGUUGGCAAGUCCAGUGAGGACUCUUUGUAG
Messenger RNA from Aspergillus clavatus NRRL 1, 465 nucleotides. RefSeq lists its product as uncharacterized. The record is from RefSeq and is a predicted model, not a curated record. The transcript has 3 exons. Gene Ontology annotation, cellular component: mitochondrion. The coding region runs from base 1 to 465 and encodes 154 amino acids. NCBI's taxonomy places the organism in Eukaryota, Fungi, Ascomycota, Eurotiomycetes, Eurotiales, Aspergillaceae.